GUGCGUGACCUGCUAAGCACCAAUACACACUUCCUACUGAGGACAAACAAUCCAAUAGUCAGCAUGAAUAAGCUGCUCUUUGUCUCUGUGCUUAUCACAGUCUUUGUCUUGGGUGCGGAGAGCUUCCGUGUACCCAGACAAGCUCCUGAGGAGGAGGAGCAAAACGGACCAGUUACCUAUCUACUUGACCAACUGAGGGGCUAUUAUGAUUACAGCCUGAAAGUUGCUGGCUCAGUUGUAGAAAGCAUCAAGGAGCUCAAGCUGGAAGAGAAAGCUAAGAAUGUGUAUUCAGAAACAACAGGAGCUGCACGCACCUAUUUAGGCAUCGCCCAGGAUCAGCUUUACCACAUGGUCUACCCGGACAGUGCUUAAUCCCUUAAUUCCUUUUUUUUUUUUUUAACUCCGGUCCUCAGUUAUGCAAAACUGGAACCCCGUAUCACAACCUGAAGCAGCUACAAGGAGCGCAACACUUCCAGUGGCAUAAAGCUAAAGAGUGUUUCUUUCUAGAUGUCAUUACACCGCACCAGUGCAUAACUCAAGGGUCACCUGAGUAAAGGUCAACAGCAUGGACUAAAUAUGCUGUAAUUACUAAGUUGCUAAAAAGUACAUUGUCUUAAACGUGGUGAUUCAUUCCUUGUGCAUUAGUAGCUCUCAGGUGCACUUCUGUCUAAAAAAAGACAAAGAAAAUAUUAAUUGUGGUGCAGGACCACAGAAGGUAUCUUGUCCUACCAGCUUCUUGUUUUGUUUACUGAUGUCAUGCCAAAAAAUGCAACAUAAAUUAUGCAACAAAACCAAACAUUUGUAGAAAGUCCAACAAAAGACUCAGUUUUUUACUGCUGAACAUAAUGAACAUUCUACACUUCUAUUAAAGUUUGAUAUAAAAGUACAGUAUGUAGUGAAUGAAACACAUAAAAGCAUUAAUCCAGUUGA
Messenger RNA from Clarias gariepinus (North African catfish), 930 nucleotides. RefSeq names its product apolipoprotein C-II (gene apoc2). The coding region runs from base 64 to 372 and encodes 102 amino acids. Gene Ontology annotation, biological process: lipid transport; lipid metabolic process. Gene Ontology annotation, cellular component: chylomicron. Gene Ontology annotation, molecular function: enzyme activator activity. The transcript is spliced from 4 exons. Lineage: Eukaryota; Metazoa; Chordata; Actinopteri; Siluriformes; Clariidae. The record is from RefSeq and is a predicted model, not a curated record.